This is a messenger RNA of Cuscuta europaea, 1276 nucleotides long. The record is from the annotation of a GenBank genome assembly. Lineage: Eukaryota; Viridiplantae; Streptophyta; Magnoliopsida; Solanales; Convolvulaceae.
CUCGGAUAUCUUUUAAGUUCUCUUGUUUACGUGGGUAUGUUGUUUUCCCAUUCGAAGAGCGGCAUAACCAUCGUAUGCCAACUGAUUCUUCAAAAGUGUUCCUAAAGGUUAACAGAAAUUUAGAUAUUGGUCAUCAGAAAUUUGUCGUUAACUGUGCAAAAGCCAAUAUUGGGACAAUGAAGUCGUAUCGAUUGUAUAAAGAAUUUGUUGGUGGCUAUGCAAACAUUGGGGCAACUGCAGUUGACUUCAAAAACUUCAAAAGAGACCUCAAAGCGUACAUUGAAGGUGUAGAUGCUCAAAGGCUCAUCGAUAAAUUGUUUAGGAAUCAAGCUUUAUGUUCUGCAUUCUUUUUCGAGUAUAAUGUUGACGAGACUGAUCAGUUGACCCGACUUUUCUGGUGUGAUCCUAUAGCAAGAAAGAAUUACGCAUUCUUUGGGGAUGUCAUUUCGUUUUAUGCGACCUAUGGGACAAAUAGGUACAAUAUGAUUUUCACGCCCUUCACAGGUGUGGACAACCAUAAGAAAUGCGUCACUUUUGUUGCUGGUCUUCUAUCUAAGGAGGAUGUUGAGUCGUAUGUAUGGAUUUUUACUCGCUUCCUCAAUGCAAUGCAUCGUGAACCUAAUUGCAUAGUUACUGAUCAAGAUCAUGCUAUGCGUAUUGCCAUCGAUAAUGUUUUCACUCAUGCACGUCACAGAUAUUGUAUGAGGCACAUUAUGAAAAAGGUUACUUCAAAGGUUGGACUGGUUUUGAGUCAUAACGAGGAUUUCAUGUCCAAGCUCAAUUCUGUUGUUUGGACUAACUUCCUGGAGCCAAGUGACUUUGAAAGUAGAUGGUUGUCUGUUAUGAAAGAGUUCGAGUUGGUUAAUCAUGAAUGGUUUUCACACAUGUUCUCUAUACGUAAGUUUUGGAUUCCAUCGUAUUUUAGAGAUUUAUUUAUGGGCGGUUUACUUAGAACAACUUCAAGGUCUGAAAGUGAGAAUAGUUUUUUUGGAGAAUUUAGUAAUCCACAUUUCAGUUUGGUUGAGUUUUAUAUGCAGUAUGAAUGUGCAAUGGACUCGCAACAUCAUACAAAUGAUAAAUUGAAUGGGAGUUCUGAAUGUUAUGUUCCGGUUUAUAAAACUCCACUUUCACUUGAGAGGCAUGCAUCUGAGCUAUACACAAUAUCUUUAUUUUAUGAAGUUCAAUCACAAUGCAAAUUUGUGUUGCGUGCUUUUCUUGUUCUGUCUCACGAGUGACACAUGGUGAUGGAAAUGUCGUAUAUGAUAUUAGUGAUGAG